AUGAACGGGCUGCCCUCGGCUGAGGCGCCGGGCGGCGCGGGCUGCGCUCUAGCCGGGCUCCCGCCGCUACCGCGCGGCCUGAGCGGCCUCCUCAACGCGAGCGGGGGCUCGUGGCGGGAGCUGGAGCGCGUCUACAGCCAGCGCAGCCGCAUCCACGACGAGCUGAGCCGCGCCGCCCGCGCCCCGGAUGGGCCCCGCCACGCCGCCGGCGCCGCCAGUUCGGGGCCAGCCGCCGGCCCGCGUCGCCCGGUCAAUCUCGACUCGGCACUAGCCGCGCUGCGCAAGGAGAUGGUGGGAUUAAGGCAGCUGGACAUGUCGCUGCUGUGCCAGUUGUGGGGCCUGUACGAAUCAAUCCAGGACUACAAACACCUGUGCCAAGACCUGAGUUUAUGCCAGGACCUGUCAUCCUCCCUGCACUCGGACAGCUCCUACCCACCGGAUGCCGGCCUCUCUGAUGAUGAUGAGCCUCCUGAUGCCAGCCUACCCCCUGACCCACCACCCCUCACUGUGCCCCAGACACACAACGCCCGAGAUCAGUGGCUGCAGGACGCCUUCCACAUCAGCCUCUGAAGAGCUGGGGUGGGUGGCAAUGCACCCGUGCAAAAGGCUCAAAACUCUCCCUUGAGCAAGUCCUCAGAAGACAGUGCCUGCUCUUCCACCUGUACCACCUCACUUCUCAGGAGAGCCAGGCAUAUGCCCCUCAGGCAAAACUGCCAACCCCCUCCUGGUUGGCUGGCACUGGGUGGGCACCUGGGUUGCCCACGGUACUGGGCCUCCUCUUCUCCCAUAUACGUGCACCCCAGCUUGGCAGUGGGGCCCAAAGUAUCUUGCACUCUCCUUGGCAUCAUGGGAUUGGGAUGAGUGCCUGGCUCCCAUCUUUUUUUUUUCAUCUUUUGCUGCCACUGGCAGCUGCUGGCUCAGGGGCAUCCCACCUCCAGUCCCUGGGAUCCACUGCCCUGGAUAAGGGCCUCAGGACCCAUGCCUGCACCUAUCCAAGGCCAUAAAAGGCUAAGGCCCCAUGCUGGAUAUUUAAGUUUAGGGGCCAGCCUCCUGGGCUGGUAAAUAAAUAAAUAAAUACUCUCGGA
Molecule: messenger RNA, 1085 nt
Organism: Sciurus carolinensis (gray squirrel)
Lineage: Eukaryota; Metazoa; Chordata; Mammalia; Rodentia; Sciuridae
Gene: Fam89b
Product: family with sequence similarity 89 member B
Exons: 2
Coding region: 1-570 (189 amino acids)
Biological process (GO): negative regulation of transforming growth factor beta receptor signaling pathway; establishment of cell polarity; positive regulation of cell migration
Cellular component (GO): cytoplasm; lamellipodium
Molecular function (GO): transcription corepressor binding
Source: RefSeq, a predicted model, not a curated record